UACGCCACGACGGGCUGCGCCCUGACGCUGCACCACACGGAGAAGCCAGAGCACGAGGACAUCUGCGAGUAUCGCCCCUACUCCUGCCCGUGCCCUGGUGCCUCCUGCAAGUGGCAGGGAUCCCUGGAAGCCGUGAUGUCCCACCUCAUGCACGUCCACAAGAGCAUCACCACCCUUCAGGGAGAAGACAUCGUGUUCCUGGCCACGGACAUUAACCUUCCCGGGGCGGUGGACUGGGUGAUGAUGCAGUCGUGCUUCGGUCACCACUUCAUGCUGGUGCUGGAGAAACAGGAGAAGUACGAGGGUCACCAGCAGUUUUUCGCCAUCGUGCUGCUCAUCGGCACCCGGAAGCAAGCGGAGAACUUUGCAUACAGACUGGAGCUGAACGGCAACCGCCGCCGGCUGACGUGGGAGGCGACGCCCCGCUCCAUCCACGACGGCGUCUCGGCCGCCAUUCUCAACAGCGACUGCCUGGUCUUUGAUACGGCCGUAGCGCACCUUUUUGCCGACAACGGGAACCUCGGCAUCAACGUGACCAUUUCCACGUGUUGCCCGUGAUGUGUCU
Molecule: messenger RNA, 565 nt
Organism: Eurypyga helias (sunbittern)
Lineage: Eukaryota; Metazoa; Chordata; Aves; Eurypygiformes; Eurypygidae
Product: E3 ubiquitin-protein ligase SIAH2
Exons: 1
Biological process (GO): proteasome-mediated ubiquitin-dependent protein catabolic process; multicellular organism development
Cellular component (GO): cytoplasm
Molecular function (GO): zinc ion binding; ubiquitin conjugating enzyme binding; ubiquitin protein ligase activity
Source: RefSeq, a predicted model, not a curated record